GUGGGAAACCGGCUUUGAUGGAGGAGGAGCGGUGCUGGGGGAGUGAGAGAUUAUCGAGCAAGGGUCAGCUGUAUGUCCAGUACCUGGCGGGAACUGGGCAGCUCUUUCCAGCUCAGACCCUCUGGGGAUUUAGCAGCGCCUCAGUAAAGAACAAAGAUGGCAGCACGGAAGAUCCUUGUUCUUUUUGGUAGCCAGACUGGAACUGCCCAAGAUACAGCUGAGAGGAUUGGCCGGGAAGCCAAGCGGCGCCAUUUCCAGUGCAGAGUCGAGGCCUUGGACAGCUACAAUGUGGCAAACCUGAUCCAUGAGCCACUAGUGGUGUUUGUCUGUGCAACCACAGGCCAAGGGGACCCUCCUGAUAAUAUGAAGAAUUUCUGGAGGUUCCUCUUCCGAAAAAGCUUACCUGCCACUUCCCUGUGCCAGAUGGACUAUGCUGUUCUGGGCCUCGGAGAUUCCUCAUAUCCCAAGUUCAAUUUUAUUGCCAAAAAACUACACAAGAGACUUCUUCAGCUCGGGGGCAACUCUAUCAUGCCUGUGGCAUUGGGAGACGACCAGCAUGACUUGGGCUCAGAUGCAGUAAUCGAUCCAUGGCUUUUGGACUUGUGGGGGAAGAUCUUAGCUUUGUAUCCUCUUCCUUCUGGCCUCAGCAUCAUUGGUCCAGAUAUCAUUUUGCCACCCAAAUUCACCUUUCAGUUUUUGGAAGAGGAUUCUGGCCUCCUUCAGCAGGAGGAAGUCACUCGAGAAGCCCCUUCGGAGGUGCAUCCCUUUGCUGCCCGGAUGGUAUCCAACCGGAGGGUGACAGCAGAAUCUCAUUUCCAGGAUGUCCGCCUCAUUCAGUUCGAUGUCACGGGCUCUGGAAUGGAGUAUCUCGCUGGCGAUGUGGUGAUGAUCCAGCCACGCAAUGCUCCUGAGGAUGUGCAGCUCUUCUGCGAUCUUCUGCGUCUGGAUCCUGACAAGUGUUUUGUGCUAAAACCUACAGAGUCAGACACCCCCCUUCCUCCUCUCCUGCCUCAGCCAUGCACUGUCCGUCGCCUGGUGAGCCACUACCUGGAUAUUUCCUGCGUCCCCCGCCGCUCCUUCUUUGAGCUCCUUUCCUAUUUCUCACCCAACGAACUGGAGCAAGAGAAGCUGCGAGAGUUCAGCUCUGCACAAGGCCAGGAGGAUCUCUAUGCUUACUGCAACCGACCGCGCAGGACCACACUAGAGGUGCUCUGUGACUUUCCUCACACAACUUGUGCCAUUCCGUCUGAUUAUAUUUUGGACCUCAUCCCGCGGAUCAGGCCCCGUGCCUUCUCGAUUGCUUCCUCGACACUGGCGCUCCCCAACAGAAUCGAGAUCCUCCUGGCUGUGGUCCAGUACAAAACCCGUCUUUGUAAACCUCGGCGUGGCCUCUGUUCAUCAUGGCUUGCCUCCCUGGACCCACAGAAUGGGGCUGUGAGGGUGCCUCUCUGGGUGAAGAAAGGAAGCAUGACGUUCCCAGCUGAUCUGGGUUCACCUACCAUCAUGAUUGGGCCUGGCACAGGAGUGGCACCUUUCCGAGCGGCGAUACAGGAGCGGGUUGCCCAGGGCAAAAAAGGGAAUUGCCUGUUUUUUGGCUGCCGACAAAGAGACAAAGAUUUCUAUUGCCAGGCAGAGUGGGACGAACUUGUGAAAAGGGGUCUCCUGACACUCUUCGCAGCCUUUUCCCGGGAUCAGGAGCAGAAAGUUUAUGUCCAGCACCGUAUCCGAGAGAACAAGGAACUCAUCUGGGACCUGGUGAGCCAGGAGAAUGCACACAUCUACCUGGCUGGGAAUGCCAAGCAGAUGCCAGAGGCAGUAGCAGAGGCCCUGAAGUUUGUCUUCCAGUCAGAAGGAGGCCUCUCUGCCUCAGAGGCUGAGGAGUACUUGGCAAAUUUGGAUCGGGCCCACCGCUUCCAGGCCGAGACCUGGUCUUGAGUUGCAUCAGAGGCUCUAGUGGCCGAGAAUGCUUCUUACCCAAAGCUGAACAGAUGUAGCAAAUGUGGGGGGGGGAGGCGUACCCAGACACUGACCAAUAAAUUUGGAAAAGGGAGGAUGUUAUUUCAUUGUAUCUGUGGGAACCUCCUCUAAAUUACCUCCCUUCCCAUGGGCUAUAAGAUGUCUUAUUUUUUAAAAAACAGGAUCAUGGAUUUUGGGCACUAGACAGCUGAUCUUGUCAUUAAGAGCACAGUAAUUACCUCUUUAAGGCAGACUAGCAUCCAUCUUGUGUGACAGUUUGUUUCCAGUUGUGGCUGACUCUGAUGGUUUCUGGAUCUUCCCCAGGGUGAGGAGUGCUCUUCCAGGGUUGCGUGUCUCUUGCUCAGUCUCUUUCCCCCCGUUCCUCUCAUUGUAUGACAUGGUAAGGAGGUUAUGAUAUACCCUGGCAAGUUGCAGAGAAAGUCAACAGAUUUUUUUUCUCCAUUUCUUAUGGCGCUAGAAUUCAGGUGUCCCCCACUACCACCAGUAAUAUUGAUUGGCAGCAGAUUUAGGACAGACAAAUAAAAGUAUUUCAUUAUGCAAUGCAUAAUUAACUCACUGUCAUGAUGCAGCAUGGUGAGCGGUAGAAGGGGGAAUUAAGAGAAAUUUAAGAUUUUUUGAUUGCUAACUGGAACCUCCAGCUUCAGAGGCAGUGUAUCUCUGAAAAUAAGUGUAUAAUUGCCAAGAGAGUAAGCUGUGAUCUUAGAACACUGGCUCACAUCUAACCAUUGUUACAAACUCAGUUGGUGACCUUAGGCUAUGUGCUGUCCUCCUCUUCCAAUCUGCAAU
Eublepharis macularius is the source of this 2763-nucleotide messenger RNA. It is a transcript of the gene NDOR1, whose product is annotated as NADPH dependent diflavin oxidoreductase 1. The transcript is spliced from 15 exons. Gene Ontology annotation, molecular function: flavin adenine dinucleotide binding; FMN binding; NADPH-hemoprotein reductase activity. The record is from RefSeq and is a predicted model, not a curated record. Gene Ontology annotation, cellular component: cytosol. NCBI's taxonomy places the organism in Eukaryota, Metazoa, Chordata, Lepidosauria, Squamata, Eublepharidae. The coding region runs from base 157 to 1935 and encodes 592 amino acids.